GUCCAGCAUUUGGUUUGUUUGCAAAUUGCAAUUGAAGUGCAUUUCAAACAAACGUAAACUAUAUUUCAUUUCAACCGCAAUGUCUUCAAUCAUUUUAUCUCAUCUGAGAUCUAAUCGGAGAUGUUUGCAAAUAUCGAUGGGUUUGGCGACCAAUUGCUGGAAACGAAAAGACUACAUUUUAGAUCAAUUGGACAUAAAUAAGACAUAUAUUCUGAUGAAUACAAACACUCGACCAAUGAUUCCGAUUCUUGUGCCCAAUUUGAGUCACUUUCAGAUAACCGGCAAAACAGAUAACAGAGACAUAAUAGAAGCGGAAAGGGAUGUACGGGUCGUGAAGGAGGCGCCGGGUGUGGAGGGCUCGUCAGUAGCCAUGCGUCUGGACUUCCGUAUAAUACGAGACCCGAGAUCUUACACUCACUUAACGGUCAUAAGGAGGAGGAAAAUGUCGAAACACAAGCGCAAGAAAUGGAGGCGAAAGAUGUUGGCCUUCCUUAAGAAGAAGUAUUUGCGCAGAAAUAUCAAGAAAGAGAAGACCUUUAGGGCUGAGCUCUUGGCGCAAAUCAAAGAGGCCGAGGAGUUUGACGCCGAGAAGUACGUCCAGAAUAUUCUGCAGACCAUCGAUAGUAUGCCACAAGAAGACACUCGCGAGCAGAAGAUUGAGAAAAUCAAAGACUUGAUCCGCAAGAAUAGAAAGGAAACCAAUUUAAUUCCUCCCAAAUUUCUAGACUAG
Oppiella nova is the source of this 730-nucleotide messenger RNA. NCBI's taxonomy places the organism in Eukaryota, Metazoa, Arthropoda, Arachnida, Sarcoptiformes, Oppiidae. The record is from the annotation of a GenBank genome assembly.